Messenger RNA from Hypanus sabinus (Atlantic stingray), 1388 nucleotides. RefSeq names its product Golgi-associated kinase 1A-like. Gene Ontology annotation, cellular component: Golgi apparatus. The transcript has 4 exons. NCBI's taxonomy places the organism in Eukaryota, Metazoa, Chordata, Chondrichthyes, Myliobatiformes, Dasyatidae. Bases 1 to 1263 code for a protein of 420 amino acids. The record is from RefSeq and is a predicted model, not a curated record.
AUGGGGAACAGGCUGCACGUUCAGCAUCCUGAGCAGCCUCAUACAGGAGCAAAUAGGCCUAAGGCCAGGAGUGCCCACAACAGCAUUUUCCAGUCUGGGAGACACUACAAGCCAAGGCACUUUGCAGAGUCUGUGCAGAUCAUGGAGUCAAAUCUGAAUCACAAGACUGAGAAACGACAGUUUCAUCAAAAGCCUAAAGGCACUGAUGGAAUCAGGUGGUUGGGACAGGACAAUGAAAUUGUAGAGGUUUCAAACAAAGCCAGGGACAAAGGGACUGCUCAGGAAUUGGCGAGGACCAAUAGCCCAGCACUACAGAUAAAACAGAAUGAGAAGGGAAAGAGGGCAGCAAAAGCAAGCAAGCACUGCCUUUGGUUUGAUGGGUUCCAUUCAGUCAAUUUCCUGGAUGGAGCAUCUCCAAGCAAACUGCUCCGGUGGUUCAGCCGGCGAGACCGAGAGCUGAUGGAGCUCAUGGCCAGAGGGUCUGUCCUAGAGGCUGGACAGGGCACUCGGGACGACCAGACGGUCUGUGUGGUGUUGAGCACUAACAACUCGCUUGCUGUUGGGGGCAGCAGGGAUCAGUGCCGAGCGGGAGCCUGCGGAUUAGUGAAGGGACUGAGUGACCUGCGGGAAGUCACCGCUUUUCACUUGCAUCGAAUUCUCGGGCUCAACAUCAGCCAGCCGGUGGUCGCACGCCGGUGGAGGACCCAGCUGCUCCCGCAGCAGUACACAGACGGGUCGGCAAAGCCUGUCGUGUGGUGGGACCCACGGAUGCUUCUGCUUCAGGGUACGAGCCGGCAGAAGGACACCUUCCGCCUCGCCCAGUUCCCAUCUGUCUUUAGGAAAUGCCAGGAAAGCGACGGAGGAGUGUGCGUCCAGGAAAACAGUCUGGAGCUGCUGAAUUACUUUAUCCAGAACAUAAAUCAUCACGAGGUUGCUGAUGGAGGGGCAAAGUUCAUUAACAUAUUUCAGAAACAUAAUUUGAAGGAUGUUGAGAUAAUUUUGGCCAGCUUUAACAGAGCGAGUGAUAAACGCACAUUCACUUUCAAUGAUUUGGAUUGGUUACCUCUGCGAACUCUCAAGGUCAUUUCCUCGCAGUGCCUGCCUGAAGUGCUUCUAUGUUCCCUGUAUGAAGACCAGGAAUACUGGCAGAGUAAAGGGCAACUCUCCCUUUCGAUACUGGGCGAUAGAAUUCGUAAGAGAGCUCAGCUUCUCUUGCAGCAGAUGACUGAUGGACACAUAAAGCACAAGAGGGCAUACGUGUGAAAGGCAAAUAAUAUUUGAACUUGUGUUUGUCUUUAUCAAGCCUGCUUUACCAGUGCAGAAAGAUGAGCAGUAUAGAGGAACCAGUUUAUGUUCAUGCAGAACUCCCACCAAAUGCCCCAUACAGA